Messenger RNA from Coccomyxa subellipsoidea C-169, 1598 nucleotides. RefSeq names its product WD40 repeat-like protein. The record is from RefSeq and is a predicted model, not a curated record. The transcript is spliced from 9 exons. The coding region runs from base 246 to 1598 and encodes 450 amino acids. Gene Ontology annotation, biological process: maturation of SSU-rRNA from tricistronic rRNA transcript (SSU-rRNA, 5.8S rRNA, LSU-rRNA). Gene Ontology annotation, cellular component: small-subunit processome; nucleolus. NCBI's taxonomy places the organism in Eukaryota, Viridiplantae, Chlorophyta, Trebouxiophyceae, Coccomyxaceae. Gene Ontology annotation, molecular function: protein binding.
CGCUCGUUGAACCUGAAAGAUUCUAUUUAUAUUCACAAUUGUAAAAUUCACAUGCGCCAGGAAAGGUGUCUUGCUUGAAUCAAUUCAGUAGCGUUCCAGGCCAUCUCCCAAGUCGCUAUCGUACACACACUGAUAUAUCGUAAAAGCACAAGCUGUUAUUUAGACUGCUUCUUAGAAAGUGCAUGAGAGAUUGUGGAAGCACAAGCACAAAUAAAGCAGAUGGUGCAAUACUCUCUGACUAGGAAAUGAAGAUCAAAACUAUCAACAGAUCUGCCUCUGAGUGUACUCGAGAACGCAGUCAAGACGUUCAAAAAGUCCAUAAGAACCUUGAUCCAGCCCUGCACCCCUUCGAAAAGGCUGUGGAGUACACUCGGGCUCUGAAUGCUGCAAAGUUAGACAGGGUCUUUGCAAAGCCAUUCAUAUCAGCCUUUCCUCAUGAUGAUGGUGUCACAUGCCUUGCACGAAAUCCCAAGGUCUUGAAUGGCCUGGCAGCAGGAUGCGCAGAUGGCAUUAUUAAGCUGUGGGACGUGCCGGGCAAGCGCAGCUUGAGGAAGCUCGUGGGGCACACAGGGGCUGUGAAGGGGAUCUCCAUUGCACCAAGCGGGGAUGUGGCGGUCUCUUGCUCCACAGACUGCAGCGUGCGGCUGUUCAGGCUGCCUUUUGCCCCAUUCAUGUCAGCAGGCCCAGUCGAGGAUGAGGCAUCUGCCACUCUGGAAUUCCUGGGCAAGCAUGCAUUCAGGGGGAUCGACCACCAUUGGACCAGGAACACCUUUGCCACUGCUGGCCAGCAGGUGGAUGUGUGGGACCAUGAGCGCUCAGAGCCAGUCAGCACCUUCUCCUGGGGGUCUGACUCAGUCACAAGCGUGAGGUUCAAUCCAGCAGAGCCUGACCUGCUUGCAUCGGCCGGCAGUGACCGAUCCAUCGCCCUGUAUGACCUGCGCUCUUCCACACCCAUCCGCAAGAUUAUCAUGCAGACUCGUAGCAAUUCGAUUGCAUGGAAUCCCAUGGAGGCCUUCAACUUCACCUGCGCGAACGAGGACUGCAACCUGUACACUUAUGACAUGCGCAAGCUCAAGAGCGCUGCAUGCAUUCACAAGGACUUUGUGUCUGCGGUGAUGGAUGUGGAUUACUCUCCCACUGGGCGCGAAUUUGUGGCUGGCAGCUACGACCGCUCUGUGCGCCUCUUUGCAUACAAUGGGGGCCACAGCAAGGAGGUCUACCACACCAAGCGGAUGCAGCGUGUCUUUGCUGUGCGCUUCAGUGGCGAUGGCAGCUAUGUCUUCUCCGGCAGUGAUGACAUGAACGUGCGCGUCUGGAAGGCCAGGGCGAGUCAGCAGCAGGGAACGAUGGUGUCGAGGGAGCUGCACAAGCAGGCAUAUGGGGACGCCCUGGUGCAGCGGUACCAGCACAUGCCAGAGAUCCGGCGCAUCACUCGCCACCGCCACCUUCCUGUGCCCCUGUACAAGGCUGCCAAGCUGCGGCGCACAAUGACAGAGGCAGAGGACAAGAAGCAGAAGAGGCGGGUGGCUCACAGCAAGCCGGGCUCCGUCAUUGUCAAGCCGGCGCGCAAGAAGAGGAUUGUUGCAGAGCUUGAGUGA